UGAAUUUUUCACGUUCAUAUUCACUUUUUACUUUUGUUAUUUCCUCGAUAUUCGUCAUAUAUAUUUAAUUUCCGAUUUCCUUAAUCAGUCUUCAUGACUUCUUUGCUAUGUUUCUAACGGCUAUUAUGAAGUUUGUGCAAUGGAUUUCAUGUUUACCAUGAGCAUGUGUUCGCUCUAGAGAGGUAUGAGUUAAGUAGAUAAUCGUAGUGUCACCAAAAGUAAACUUUUAGUUUUGAAUCUUACCCUGGAUAUUUCAAAUUGAUGUCUUGGAUGUAUUCAAUCGCAAGUGAUUAUUAAACAAAUUGCUGAAAUGAACUUUGACUGUGCUGUUAAAUUACUACGCUUUGAUGAAACACCGACAUUCAAUACUGAAAGUAUUAAUACUAUGACUUCAAAAAAAACUAAUGUAAGUAAAAAAUCUAUACAAACAAAACGAUCUAUUAGGAUUUCUAAAAAAUAUUCACAUCAAAACAACAUGUAUAUUAAAAAUGGUGGACAAUUAGGAACUAAUAAAAAACAAAAAAUUACUUGCAAAAAACAGAAAUUUAGCAAAAUCGAACCGGAAAAAUCUAUAACUCCUCAAAAAAAAGAAACUAAAAGAAAAAAAAAUGAAAUUUCUGCUUCUACAAAGUCUGCAGAAACCAAUUCAACAUAUAGUGAACCCAGUGAGUUAUCCAAUUGUUCUCAAAACCUUUUUGUAAAAAAUAAAGUAAAUAUUUCUAAACCAAAUUCAUUAAAAACUAGUAAAACUGAUACUAUUUUAGAAGAUUUUGCUAUGACUAAUUUAAAUAAAGAUAAUUCAACUGAUAAACUUGAAAAAAGCAAUAACAUUGUAUCAGAUAAGAUGUCUAAAAAACAAGCUGCAAAAUCUGUCUCUUUCAAAAAAAAAAGCUCCAUGUUAAACAAUACAAAUAAAAAUAAAACUUCUAAUGAACAUGUAAGCAGUGAUAAAUCUAUAUCAUCAAAAGUUUCUAAAACUAAAACCUCUAGACCUGUUAUUUGUAAUGAAAAAAAAUUGGCUAUAGAUAAUAUAAAUAAAAAUUCUGUAUCUGAUAAAAUUGAAAAUACUAUAAAUUUUGUAGUAUCACAAGCCUAUCAAAGUGAAGCGCCUAAAUCUACUAAAAAUAUAUCUAAAGUAAAAAAUUUUAAUCAUAAUAAAAAUAAUGAAUCUAAUGUACUUGAAUUUAGCAAUAAAAUUGUACCACAAAAAACUUCUAAAAUUAAAAGUUCUACAAAGCCCAUAGUUGACAUGAAGAAAAAACCUAUAAUAAAUAAAAAUAAUCCACCUUACAAGCUUGAAGGAAAUAAUGAUUUAAUAAUUUCUCGUCAUUUUGGACGUCCUUUUAAAAGAAAAAUUUCAGAAUCUGAUAUCGAUCUUUUAAAAGGUGAUUGUUAUUUAAAUCGAUCUAAAAAACUGUCUGUAGUUUUGGAAAAUAUAAAAUAUUUUCCAAACAUAGUUUCGUCCGAAAAAUCUGGAGAUGAUACCAUGAUGCUGAAAAAUAAUAAUCAGUUGAAUCAAUCCAGAAAACUGUCUGUAGUUCAUGAAAAUAUUCCACAAUGUCCAAAGCCUGAUUUUUCUGAAAAAUCUGAUGAUACUGUAAUGUCUGGAAAUGAUAAUAAACCACCAAAAAUUAAAAAUAAGUGGUGUGAUGAAUGGAGUGGAAACAAAUUAUUAUCACAUAACAUGUUAAAAUCCAAUUUGUCUGAUAAUGUUUUGAAAACUCAGAAAAAUAUAAUUCGUAAAAAUGUUAAAGUAAAGCGAAAAAAAAAAUUAAAUAUAAACAUUAAGAAUCCAGAUUUGAUUGGUAGUUUAAAUACAGAUAUUGAUCUAAAUAAUUCAAUAACAAAUAUUCCUGAGACAGAACACCAUGAAAACAUAUCAAUUACAAAUAAUAUUACUUCCACAAAACCCAUAGGUUUGAGGAAUGAUAAUAUCUCAGAAACUGUAGGUGUUAAAUCCAAAAAUAAUAUGCCAUAUACUGCAGAAACUGAGAGUUCUUCUGAAAUUACUAUACCUACAGUAUCCAAUAGUGUAUUGUCCAAUGAUAAUGAUCAACAUUCCCAUUUAAAUGUUGAUGAUUCAAAUUAUAUAUCAAAUCCUAUGAUUAGCUCUGAAAUAAAUUAUGGAAUGGCCAUACUGUCUGAAGCCAUUAGUCGUCAAUGUAGAGAAUCAACCAACAGUGGCAUUAAAAGAAAAUCACCUGAACCAGAUUUAAACGAAAUGGAAUCUCCUCUAAAGAAAACCAAUGAUAUUUCAAGAUCAUUAGUACCUAGUGCUAAGAUAUCACCUCAAAUAUUUCAAAAAUGUAUGUCAAAAAAGGUGAUCAAACAUUCUUCAGAAUUAUAUGAACAAUCUGUUGAAGCUAAAUUAGAAUCGCGUGUAGAACGUGAAAUUUUUCUCCUUUCAAAACGUUUUAAUAUAUCAAUUGAUACUCUUAAAAAGACAGUUCUAGAUGAACCUCUUUCUGUAUUCCAUAAAAAUUACUCUGAAUCAGUCCCUCCCUCUAUGGUAACAAUAACGCCUAUUGUAAAAGAUGUUGAAACUAAAUCAAGAUUCAAUGCAAAUUACUUUUGUGAAAAUUUAGAUGUUGAUUAUAAAGUAGAACCUAUUAGAGAAGGUGCAGCUUAUGAAAAGAAUAACUUGAAAGAAUUGAUGUCUGAACUUUCAAAAACAAUGCCUUCGUGGAGCUUAAGUAUUGUUACUAAUCCACUGCGGUAUGUUAUCUCUCAUAUGAUAAUAGAUAUAUAUGGUAUUCCUAUAGCAAACAAAUGUAUUGUUCUGGAUAAAAACUUUAGAGCUUCUGUUUACAUUAAUCAAUGUUUAGAACAUACCUACUGUAAACAUUAUACGACAGCAACCGAAAUUGUUAAUCUUAUCAAAGAGUUGAAUUCUAUAUGAUGUAUAUCUAUAUGUAAAUAUAUUUAUUUAAAUAUACUUAAGUAUAAUAAU
This is a messenger RNA of Sipha flava (yellow sugarcane aphid), 2950 nucleotides long. RefSeq lists its product as uncharacterized. NCBI's taxonomy places the organism in Eukaryota, Metazoa, Arthropoda, Insecta, Hemiptera, Aphididae. The transcript is spliced from 4 exons. The coding region runs from base 311 to 2899 and encodes 862 amino acids. The record is from RefSeq and is a predicted model, not a curated record.